Messenger RNA from Aspergillus ibericus CBS 121593, 4508 nucleotides. RefSeq names its product M protein repeat protein. The transcript has 3 exons. Lineage: Eukaryota; Fungi; Ascomycota; Eurotiomycetes; Eurotiales; Aspergillaceae. The record is from RefSeq and is a predicted model, not a curated record. The coding region runs from base 1 to 4275 and encodes 1424 amino acids.
AUGGCGUCCAUGGAGGAACCCGUCACCCCGAUUGCUCCGCCUGAGGUGGAGCCGGAAAUUGCGCCUCCCGCUACCCCGGUUGAAUCGUCCAUUAUGUCCGGGGGCGAGGACCCCUUGACCAGCCCGGAUGCUUCCAAGGACAAGGAGAACGCCAAAACCUCUCCGGUCAAGAAGAGCCCGACCUCAACCACGGCUACUCGGCGUCCAUUGUCGGGAACAGCCACCACGAAGCGACCCACCUCCAUGACCGGUCCGUCCAAGACGACUUCUACCACACGCACCUCCACGAUUAACGGCAGCACCAUCAACAAGCCGCCCACCAGACCCGGAACCACGACCACUGUGCGCAAGCCGCUGGGGACUACAACGACCACUGCCACUCAUCGAUCCCGCGCGUCGGUCAGCAGCUCCGCAGAUGAGAAGUCCCACCGGUCUGUGGCUAGCUCCGGCGAUGAGAAGCGUGGCAUCUCCAGCACAGCAGCCAAGCGGAUGUCGCUGGUCGGUACCCCUGCCACCAGAGCCCCGGUGAAGCCAGCUACUUCCACUCUGGACCGGCGCUCCAGCAUUGCUGGCUCAACCACGGCCGAGAAGAGGACGUCCACUUCUCGGCCCAGCACGGCCUCCACGGUCAGGCCGCUGACCAAGCCCGCCACCAGCACCUCCACUUCACGCCCGACGACCUCUUCUUCCGCCACCGCGCGUACAACUACCCGGCCUACUUCCACGGUCACUAGGCCGGCGUCAACCAUUUCCAAACGGUUGAGCACUGCCCCCAAAGGUGCCGAAGAGGACUCGGAGAAGCUGCAGGCGCUCCAGAACAAGCUCUCGGAAAGUGAGGCCACUGUGGCCAAGCUGAAGGAGGAUUUGGACACCGUCAAUCUCAAACUGACCGAAUUGUCUCUCGCCCCGAACGAUGGUUCGCAGGACGUGGACGAGGCCACCAAGGCGCUCCGGGAGCAGCACGCGGCCGAGCUUGAGCAACUGACCGCCAGCCAUGAGGAGCAGCUGCAGGCGUUGCGUGUCCAACUCGAGGAUGCCAAGCUGAAGCACAAGGAACUGGAGGAACAGACUCUGAAGGAGCUGGACGAGGCUGCCAAGUCGGCCGCUGCCCAGGGAGAUGACCAGGCAGCUGCAACUCUGGAAGAGCUGAAGCAGUCGCACCAAGCCCAACUGGAAGCGCUCGAGAAAGACCUUGCCGAGCAAAAGGCGGCGGCGGCUGGAUAUGCCGAGCAGAUUGACUCGCUGAAGGCAGAGCUUGAACUACAGAAGAACCAGCUCACCGAGGCUACCACCAACUUGGAGAAGACGGUCAAUAAGUUGGAAGAUCUCCAGCGCGAGCUGAACGGCAGGGAUCAGGUGGUGGAGAAUCUGCACAUGGAAAUGGAUCGGUUGAACCAAUCCAAGCAGCAGGAAACCCGGGCCGCAGAGGAGGCCGCGAAGCAUGCCAUUCUGGCCCUGGAGGAGAAGGUGGCAUCGCUGGAAGCCCAACUCGCCGACGCCGGUUCUGCCACCACUCAGGGCAACGAGGAGACGACCGCACGCCUGGCUGAGAAGGACACGGAGAUCGCCGCGCUCAAGGAAGCGUUGGAGAAAGCACAGGCUGAACUUGAGCAGGCUCGCGAGGUCGCCGAGCACGAGCUCGGAGAGAAAAUCAAGGAACUUGAGGCCGCACAUGAGGCUGCGGUUGCUCAGCUCAAGACCGACCACGAAGCAGCUCUUGCUCUGGCAGUUGAGAACGAGCUUGGCGAGAAGAUCAAGGAACUUAAGGCAGCGCACGAGACUACCAUUGCUCAGCUUAAGGCCGAGCAUGAGGAAACGGUCUCUGCCACGAUCGCUCAGCUCAAGGCUGAACAUGAGGAGGCCCUGUCUUUUGCUGGAGAAGAUAAGCUCAAUGAGAAGAUUAAAGAGCUGGAGUCUGCACACGAGGCCGUGGUUGCUCAACUAAAGGCCGAACAUGAACAAGCACUUUCUUCGGCUGCUGAGCAUGGUCUUGACGCGAAGGUUAAGGAGCUUGAGGCAGCUCAUGAGACUACCAUUGCCCAGCUGAAGGCCGAGUAUGAAGAGUCCGUCUCUACCACUGUCGCUCAGCUUAAGGCUGAACACGAAGAGGCACUCGCUUUGGCCGUUAAUGGCAAGGUUGACGAGAAGGUGAAGGAGCUUGGAGCAGCACACGAGACCGCCAUUGCUCAACUCAAGGCCGAGCAUGAACAGGCACUCUCUUCCGCUGCUGAGCACGACCUGGGCGAAAAGGUAAAGGAGCUUGAGGCAGCUCAUGAGUCUGUAAUUGCCCAGCUCAAGUCUGAGCACGAGCAGGCACUCUCUUCGGCUGGGGAGGACAAGCUCGGUGAAAAGGUCAAGGAGCUGGAGGCUGCCCAUGAGGCGGCGAUCGCUCAGCUGAAAGCUGCCCAUGAGGAGGCGCUGGCUGCCGCCGCUGCAACUCACGCACAAGAACUUGCUUCUGCCAAGGAGACCGCCGAGUCGGCUGGCUCGAGUCACUCCCAGCAGCUCGAGGAGCUCCGUGCGAAGCUGGAGUCGGCCGAAGCUGCCGCCGAAGAGGACAAGGAGGAGUUGAUCGCUGAGCUCGACGCCGCCCACCAAGCGGAGCUGCAUGCGCUCCAGCAGAGACUGGAGGCCACGGAGCAGAAUCUGACCGAGGCCCGACAGGCUCUGGAAGAAGGCAACAACUCCGCCCAGGAUCACGCCAUUCAAGAGAUCGAGUCGCUCAAGGAAAAGGUCGGUGCUCUGGAGUCCCAGCUGUCGACGGGCCAGGGUGAGAUCAAGUCUCUGCAGGAUGAGAUCCAGAGCAAGCAAGGACAGGCCGAGGCGCUCCAGCAGAGCCUCGUCGCUUUUGAGGACAAGACCAAGGCCAAGGACGCUGAGCAGGAAAACCAGCUCAAGUCCUUGGAAGAGAAGGCCAUCGUCGCCGGCAAGGAGCUCGAGGACAAGGUCAAAGAAGCCGCCGUGGUGGCCGAGCAACACGCACAGGUCCUCGAAUCCCUCAAGGCCGAGCACGCCGUCCAGCUCGAGCAGGCCAAGACCAAUGCGACUGGCUCGCACGAGCAGGCGCUCAGUGAGCUCCAGGCCAAGUACGCCGAUCUCUCGUCCAAGCACAGCGAGCAGAUUGAGGCUCUUGAGGCCGAGCUCCGGGCGACGCUCCAGCGCCAUGCCGAGGAGAUCGCGCAGCACACCGAGACCCGUGCCAAGGAAAUUGCCGAACUGCACCAGCAGCACGAGGAGACCCAGGCUCGGUUCCAGGCGGAGUUGCAGGCCAGCCAGACGUCCCGGGCCGCCGAGACGGAUGCUGAGCACAGCCAUGCCAUUGAGCAGCUCCUCACCAUUCAAGAAGAGAAGCUCUCAAAUCUCCGGGCCAAUCUCGAGUCUACCAACCAGGCGAAGAUCGAGGAGAUCCAGAAGGCCCACGACGCAGCCCUCGCCGGGGUGCACGCACAGCUGGCUGAGGCCCACGCCGCCGCUCAGGACGUCUCCGUCCUUGAGAGUCUGAAGCUGACCAUCGCUGACCUCGAGAAGAAACUGAACGAAGCCGAGCAGUCUGCUGUCGAGUCCAAGGAGCUCGCGGGCAAGCACAGUGCGGAUCUCUCUACCAUUCUGACCGAGAAGAACGAGUUGGAGCAGCAGCACCAGGUCGUAGCCAACCGGGUGGCAGAGCUCGAAAAGUCCCUCGCUGCUUCGGAGAGCGCGAAGACGGAGCUGGAAGCGGUCCUGCAUCAGCUGGCCGCGUCCAAGGAUGAAUUGUCGCAGCUGAAGAGCCAGCACGAGGCGAUCGCGGGCGAACUGCAGGCGUGCAAGACGGAGAACCGGGCGAUGGUGGAGCGUCUCGACCAGGGCGAGCGGGACCUGAACAGCCAGAUCGAUAAGAACAUGUCGCUUCUCAACCAGUUGGGCGAGGUGGACUCGUCGAUCGCGGCCAACCGCAAGCGGGUGCGCGAGCUGGAGGCCGAAGUGGCGGCGUUGAAGGCCGAGAAGGAUGGAUCGACGGGGCUGGAAGGCAGCCGCUGGGCCGGCGAGAAGGCAGAGGCCGCGGAAGGUGAGGAUCUUGGCUCAUCCAUCCAGGGAACGAUGGCAAGUAUUCAGGAGCAGCUUAAGCACAUCCGGACGUCCAACGAUGACUGGUAUGACGAACACCGACGAAUCCUGGGCGAACUGGCCGAAAUGUCGCGCCGGGCGACGCCCAACCCGCCUAGUCAGUCGACGACGCCGCAGCCGGAGAAAAUGAGCAGCGGCUCGGACCAGGGUGCGGAUGAGGGAUCCUCGUGAUGGUUGGAUGGAGAUUUCCUUUGUUGAGUGGUCCCGCGUGAAGGAUUGCGCCGGGGCAUUUUCUUUUGUUGUUGUAUCGGCCUAGGCUGUAUGUAAUAAGAUGCUCGGGAUACCCCUGUCUGCGCGUUUCGUGUGAUUGCAACCGACGGGUGCAUUGACAUCCCUUGCGGCCAUUCCUGGGGAUCCUAUUGGGCUAGCGACGUUGCACGAAUUUAUUGAAUUUUCUUGCUGUG